AUGUUCGAUAAAUUACCUCAUUGUUUAGUUAUUGGGGCAGGUGGCGUUGGUGUCAUCACAGCCUAUUCAUUAUUUAUUGCUGGCAAGUGUAUCGUUUCCAUUAUCGCUAGAUCAGAUUACGAUAUUGUCAAAACUAAGGGCUAUAAUAUUAAUUCGUGUGAUUAUGGUAAUUUAGAAGGUUGGAAACCACAUCAUUGUUAUAAGAGUGUUGAGGCAGCAGCCAUGUCUGGUGAAUUUUUCGAUUAUAUUAUUGUUACUACUAAAAAUAUCCCAGAUGGUCCAACUCCAGUGAGUCGCAUUAUUGAGCCAGUUAUUGAAUCAAACUUGAAACUGUGCCGUACAUCUGCCAGUUACAGAAAUAAAGUGUGUAAUAUUGUAUUGAUUCAAAAUGGUAUUUACAUUGAAAAUGAAAUUAUCGAGCUAUUAGAAACCAUGAAUACUAGCAGUGCUAAGGUUUCAUUAAUUUCAGGAGUCCAAUUGAUUGCAUCUACCAAGGUUGGUUCUGCCAAUAUCAUUCAUAAAAAUACCGACCAUCUAACUCUAGGUGCUUUUGAUCCGAACGAUAAAACAGCUGUUGCAUAUAGCAAAAAAUUUAUUGAAAUGUAUAAGAAUGAGGGUAAAAAUUACGUAGAAUUAGACACCGAUGCUAAAUAUACCAGAUGGAAAAAAUUAUUAUAUAAUGCCACAAUCAAUACUACUACAGCUCUUACUUCCUUAGAUUUUUCUAGAUGUGUUCAAUUUGGUCCUGAAACUACUGAAUUUGGAAUUGUGAAGCCAGCUAUGCAAGAAGUUAUUGCCAUUGCUAAAAGUGAAGGCGUUAUUAUUGAUGAAAAAUUAAUUGAUUUUUUUUAUGAUAUUACAUUGAAUUUGGUUUAUAAACCAUCAAUGUGUGUAGAUGUCCAAAAGGGACAAUUGAUGGAAUUGGAGGUUAUUUUAGGCAACCCUAUCCGCGUUGCCGCUAAAAAUGAAGUCAAAGUACCACAUUUGAAUAUUAUAUACAAUUUGUUAUUAAUAAUUCAAGGUAAAAUUAAGGAGUCUAGGGGGUUACUUGUUUUUGAUGAAAAAACAGCUAGAGUGGUUAAAAAGUAA
Molecule: messenger RNA, 1089 nt
Organism: Saccharomycodes ludwigii
Lineage: Eukaryota; Fungi; Ascomycota; Saccharomycetes; Saccharomycodales; Saccharomycodaceae
Exons: 1
Coding region: 1-1089 (362 amino acids)
Cellular component (GO): cytoplasm
Molecular function (GO): oxidoreductase activity
Source: RefSeq, a predicted model, not a curated record